CACAGAGGGGGGGGGGGGGGCAACAACCCAUCUUAAUUGUGAACCUUGUCGCAAGGUGUCGAAUUUGGCGUGCGUACGAGCAAAUAAUGAGCUGCGAUAUUUUCACGAAGAUGGGAAUUUUCUGAUUUAAAAAAAGAAAUCUCAUUCAUUUUGCGUCUUUAUAUCUUGUUUUCCCUCUCCACCACCCCCCCCCCUAUUGUGGCUCAGCAACAGACACAGAAUAAUAUAUAUAUAAAAAAAAAACCCAGAGAGACUGGAUGUUGUUAUCAGGGCUCUUACAGGGUCCCUGCCCUCUCGGCAGCGCUGAAACCUUCUCCACGCUGCCGCAUGACGAGGAGGCUUUCCACUCGCGUCCCGUCUCCUCCGACCGCCGUCGUUCACCGAGAACAUAGAGAGGGAAGGAGGACACGGCAGAGGCGAAGCAGGAGGCUGAAGAGAAGAGAGCUUCCGCUGGAGAGAGGACAUCCGACCAUCAAUCUCCAGCGCCGCGCCUACCCGCGGGCCAGCCACUGACUGAAUUUGCUCGGACAGCAGAAAAAAAAACAGGACCCACCACCAUCAUCAUCACCAUCAAUUUAAUUAAGAGCAGCAGCAGCAGCAUCAGCAGUAAAGCGGCGUGGUGACGACGGCGAGAUCUAGCGCUGGUAAUAAAUUUAAUAAUAAUAAAUUAUAACGUGGCUCGACGCGUCUCCUCCUCGCUGCUCCGCAGCCUCCUCCGCCAUCCAGACGCAUGAUCAGUUCAGUGUGCGUCUCGUCGUUCCGAGGACGCAAGUCCGGCAACAAGCCGCCGUCAAAGACAUGCCUGAAGGGCGAGAUGGCCAAGAGCGAGGAAGAGGAGCGGAUAAUCAUCAACGUGGGCGGCAUGCGCCAUGAGACCUACAGGACCACGCUCAAGACCCUGCCGGGCACUCGCCUCUCGUGGCUCACGGAGCCCGACGCCUACAGCACCUUCGACUACGACCCCAAGUGCGACGAGUUCUUCUUCGACAGGCACCCCGGCGUCUUCGCGCACAUCCUCAACUACUACCGCACGGGCAAGCUGCACUGCCCCGCCGACGUGUGCGGACCUUUCUUCGAGGAGGAGCUCGCCUACUGGGGCAUCGAUGAGACGGACGUGGAGGCGUGCUGCUGGAUGACCUACAGGCAGCACCGCGACGCCGAGGAGGCCCUCGACAGCUUUGACAAUGCCCCCGACGAUGGCGGAGGUGGCGACGGGGACGAGGAGUCGGGCGGCUCGGGCAGCAAGCGGUUCGGCGUCGAUGACCCCAGCGCGGCCGCCAAGUCGAAUUGGUGGCGUCGCUGGCAGCCCAAACUGUGGAACCUUUUCGAAGAUCCGUACUCGUCCAAGAACGCCAAGUCAACCUUGCAGAAAGCGCUGCGGCGCAGCGCGUUCACGCGAGCGAGCGCGUGCACGGGCCCCGCUCGCUCGGUGGCCAAUUGCUUGAUGGGUUCUGCAGGCAAAGCCAUGCCCGUGCAAUUUGAAACGCAACUGGUGCCGCUGGCAUUUCUCUUUGGGACGUGA
Messenger RNA from Lethenteron reissneri (Far Eastern brook lamprey), 1522 nucleotides. RefSeq names its product potassium voltage-gated channel subfamily C member 4-like. The record is from RefSeq and is a predicted model, not a curated record. Gene Ontology annotation, biological process: protein homooligomerization; action potential; potassium ion transmembrane transport. Gene Ontology annotation, cellular component: dendrite membrane; voltage-gated potassium channel complex; axon terminus. Gene Ontology annotation, molecular function: protein binding; delayed rectifier potassium channel activity. NCBI's taxonomy places the organism in Eukaryota, Metazoa, Chordata, Hyperoartia, Petromyzontiformes, Petromyzontidae.